GUCAAGUUCUUGAUAUUGUUCCUUCUUUUCCCAUAGUAUUAUUUAACUAUUUUACAUCUACGCUGCGUACGUUUUUCUACUUAUUUCUUUAUUUGUAUAUUUUAAUAUAUUUCAAUGAAAGCUAAUGAUAUCACUAAGUUUCUUGUAUCAUUUACCGGCCAAGUAGAAUAUGUUUUGUUUCCUGCAGGAGUAUUUGAUGAACAAGUGUAUAUACAAUAUGAAGUGGUUUGGGGUCCAGAUUGGGAACCACAAACAGGUCUCACUUCUGGAACCAGUCAAAUGUCACGUUCAGGCGAUGAUCCAGAAAGAGUAGCAUUCAAUAUGCCUUUGGAAAUGGUGUUUGGUAGCACAAACAUAUUUGGUUGGCCGCAACUUAUAAUAACAGUGAGAGCAUUGAACAGACUAAGUGGUGACUCUUUGCUCGGUUAUGCGUUGGUACUGAUGCCGCCAACUUGUGGAUUGAGGGUAUUAACAGCUCCUUUAGUGCGUCCACAAGCGGCGACAGUGUUUGGCGAGUGGCUGGCGUGGCUCACGGGACGGCGACCAGAGCUGGCAGAUCCUAAAAUGUUGGCCAGUGGAAAGGAGAAUUAUUUGCUGCGAACAGAGUCAUACGGAUCCGUGACUCUCAGUUUAACAAUGGUGUCCAAAGAUCUACGAAAACUAGGCUACGACAAUCAGCCGCCAGCGGUCAGAAAUGGUUCUGACACAUAAUUAUAGUUAUAUGCAAUGAUGAGUGAUAUGUAAACUACACAG
Messenger RNA from Achroia grisella, 753 nucleotides. RefSeq names its product B9 domain-containing protein 1 (gene B9d1). The transcript is spliced from 3 exons. The coding region runs from base 115 to 711 and encodes 198 amino acids. Gene Ontology annotation, cellular component: MKS complex. Gene Ontology annotation, biological process: cilium assembly. Lineage: Eukaryota; Metazoa; Arthropoda; Insecta; Lepidoptera; Pyralidae. The record is from RefSeq and is a predicted model, not a curated record.